Molecule: messenger RNA, 1855 nt
Organism: Amphiprion ocellaris (clown anemonefish)
Lineage: Eukaryota; Metazoa; Chordata; Actinopteri; Pomacentridae
Product: receptor-type tyrosine-protein phosphatase-like N
Exons: 13
Coding region: 152-1840 (562 amino acids)
Cellular component (GO): secretory granule
Source: RefSeq, a predicted model, not a curated record
CUCCUCCUCCUCCUCCUCCUCCUCCUCCUCCUCUUCUUCUCUCCUCUUCUCUCCUCCAGACCUCCGGCAGCAGCAGCGGCGUCUCCCCGGACAUGGAGACCCAGUAGAGGAGCUCCAGCGGCGGCUUCUCUCCCCCUCGUCGCUCCGGUGGAUGUUGGAUGCUACCAUGCGGUCUCCGCGGCUCUGGGCGGCUCUGUGCCUCCUCCUCACCGCCUCCUGCCGGCUGUGCGCGGCCGCCCGACACGGUUGUUUGUUUGAGAAGAAGCUCUGUCCCCGAGGUCAGCUGUGCAACGAUGACGGUUUGUUCGGACAAUGCCAGGACCCUCAGCAGGAGCCCGUCCAGUACCAAGUCUCAGUACCCAUCCUGCACAAACUACAGGAGGUCCUCAAAGACCUGAUGGUUCAGGGUCUGACCUGGAAGGACGACGUGACUCAGGCCAUCAUCGGCCGAGAGUUGAGUCACGUCCCCACCGUCGGCGGCUCGCGGUCCAAACUUCCUGAGAGGUCGUCCAAACAGUCCUCCAGGCUGAUGGGUCCUCAGAGAGUCAAAGGUCCAGCCGACCCCGACAGGAUGCAGCAGUACCUGGACUACAUGGUUCUGGAUCCGUCCCGGUCCUCAGUCCACAUGCAGACGCCUCUACUGGACCCCUACAGCUUCCACAAGCAGCAGUACGGCUACCAGGACGAGGAGGAACGUUCCCUCAACUCUCUGGAUGACAGCGCCGGCUUCCCGUCGUUUCCCUCGUCCAGGUCCAGAACCAGAGGAAGCCCUUUGGACCGGGACCGGCAGCUUCUGGAGGACCUGCUGUCCCUUUACCUCACCUCUCCUUCCUCCUCCUCCUCUUCCUCACCCCACCGAGGUCCGGCUGCAGGCCUCCCCUCUUCGUCCUCCUCGUCCUCCUUCUUCCCGGACCUGGACUUCCCGCUGGACUACGGCGAGGACUUUGUGUCCCAGAUGAGCGAGCAGCCGGAGGAGGCGGAGAAGAAGGCGGAGAAGGAGUACGACGCUCUGUCAGGACUGGACGAGCGAUCUCUGCAGAGAUUGGCUCUGCUGCUCGACCACUACGGCCUCGACAUGAAGGAUCUGUCUCCGGAGCAGAUGAACAACCUGCCGGCUGCUCUGAAGCAGCUGCAGAUGGAAAAUUCCUACGGAUACAAGCAGAGCAAAGAUAAAUACGGAAAUAACGCUGCAACAGGGAAGAAGGUCACUGAGGGCUCGAUGGCCUACAAAAUGGCCGCCCAGCAGGCUCCGCCCUCCACCGCCAAACCACAAGGAUCCGUGAAGGAGGCGACUCCCAGUGAAGCGGCCAAACUGGACAAACUGGGACAGGAGCAGCCGGUCGACCAGCAGAAGGAGUUCGGCUACAUUGUGGCCAAUCAGAGCCCCCUCAGUCUGAAUCAAGGGGUUCACCUGCUGCAGCUGCUGUCAGAGAGGAUCGGUCUCUCCAGCGGCUCCUUCAUCAACAUCAGUGUGGUCGGACCCUCCAUCACCUUCAGAAUCAGACCAAACUCCAAGAACCUGACGGCUGCAGACGUGGCAGAAAAAGCUGUUGCAGAGAAGAACUUCCUGGAGUCUGAAACAGGUCUGAAGGUUCUGCAGAGCGGCGUUGGAGAGAAGAAUGAUGCGAAGGCGUUGCCCCUGGCAACCAGAGUCCAGCCCGGCUCCCGCUGGGUGUUUGCCACCCUGGUGGCCAUGGCCUGCAUCGGCGGCAUCCUGGUGGCGGCCAUGACCGUCGCCUGCCUCCGUCACCACGCUCACCGCCUGGCAGCCAAGAAGCUGGGCCUGGGACCAGAGGGAGGCAGCUUCAGCCACCAGGAGUACCAGGUGAGGACAAGAUAAACACGUUUACCUCCA